Pelagomonas calceolata is the source of this 1367-nucleotide messenger RNA. The record is from the annotation of a GenBank genome assembly. NCBI's taxonomy places the organism in Eukaryota, Pelagophyceae, Pelagomonadales, Pelagomonadaceae.
GCGUGAGGCAGAGUGCAGCCUCAAACACGCCCCACACGCCGUACGGAUCAUCAUCCAGCAACGAGCAGAUGUCUAUCGAGUGGAUCAAUGACGACGACGGCGCGUUGGGCCUCACGAAGCUGUUCAGGGAGGCCAAAAAGCGCGGUGCAACAAGCACUGAUGGGGACUCGGACGACGCGGGCGCGUUCACGGAGGCGUCGCUGCCGGACGGCAUGACGCCGCUGCUCAAGCAGGCCCUGCUGCCGCCGCUGCGAAAGAAGAAAAAAGCGCGACGCGCGUUGUGGAGUCCGCGGCUCGGCAAGAGCUACCACGAGUCGUGGGCGUUCCACGAUAGACUCAGAGCGACCCUAGCCAUCUUACUGCAGCGCGCCAAGCACAAGGGCGAGCCGCACGUCGUCGCCACGCAAGCGCUCUUCGACCGGCUCGAGGCGCUGAACGGGGCCAUGGCCGACUACACGGAGGCCACCUCUCCGGAGGUGAACGCCAUCGUCCAGGCGGGCAAGGAAGUCUGCCUGGCGGCCAAGGCCUGCGCGGACGGCACGUCCACGAAGGGCCAGUUCCGCCGGCUCAUCGCCACGAUGGUGAUGUCGUCGUCGAGGGGCGUCGAGCCCAAGGACGUGCUCAAGGAGGUGGUACACCACGUUGGUCGGCUCGUGGAGUACCACGGCAACCACAACGGCUGGGAAGAGCAGAUCUUGAUAGACGGUGCGCUGUACCGCACCCCCCAGGGCGGCUUCGAACACAGGACCCCUCCAAAGAUCCUCAAGCGCCGGGAGGAUGACAAGAAAAGAAGGAAAGACACGAGGGAAGGGAAACGAAAGCCCAAAAACGCGAACCAUACGACGGCUGGGCACGAGAUAGCAUUCAAGGCAGAGAGCAAGAAAGCCGCAGCAAGGCGCGAAAAAACCACACGCGCCAAACGAGGUGUAAAAAUCCCCACGCCUCAGUACUGCAUGAAGGUUGCUCGAGUAAACGAGGGCGUCACGGUGGUGAAGUUCAUAGUCAAUCCAGAUCACGUGCCGGACGGCUUCGACAACAAGCCGACGUCUCCCGAGCAGGCCUACAAGAACGCACUCGAGUGCCUGCGGCGUACGGGAAAGAAGACGGUGGAAGAACGAGCGGCGGAGAAGGAACUGCCCGAGAAGGUCCGGCGUUCAAGAGCGAAAUCCCGGAGAGGAAAGUACAUCGUUCAAAUGAAUGCCGACAAGGCACAUCAUUCCGGGAAAAUUCGAAAAAAAUUCAAGUGUUUUUGCGUCGUCAAGCCGGGGACGGACGGAUAUUAUUCGGAGAGCGGUGCAGUGGAAGUGCGGGACGAUUUCAUCAAGGCGAAGUGCCCGUUCGACUGGUGUUCGAAACCCCUCAAGUAA